This is a messenger RNA of Lycium ferocissimum, 1515 nucleotides long. RefSeq lists its product as uncharacterized. The coding region runs from base 1 to 1515 and encodes 504 amino acids. NCBI's taxonomy places the organism in Eukaryota, Viridiplantae, Streptophyta, Magnoliopsida, Solanales, Solanaceae. The record is from RefSeq and is a predicted model, not a curated record. The transcript has a single exon.
AUGAGAAAGAGGGAAAGCAGGAGAAAACAUCUUGCAGAUAGGAAGCCUGCUUCUAAACAAAGAAGGAGACCUCCUACCACAAGGCAGAAGUCACAAGCAAGAUUAGACUCUGCCUUAUUGAUUAACAAAGCAAAGACUACUAGUAAGAGGCGGAGGAGAGUACAUUUAGCAAAUUUGAGUAAGUUGAGAGAUGAAGAGGAAAAAGUGAUUGCGAUGUCUGAUGGAGAAGAAGAGGAUAAGGAAGCCACCUUUCUCAGAAAAAACUCAAAAAGUACAGGAACGUCAGUGGCUGUUGAGAAGAAAACUGUGGUUGAAGGAGCUGAUGAAAGUGAAAAGGAAGAAGCAGUGGCAGAGGGGAAGAAAGCAUUAAAAUCUUCAGUGAAAAGAAAAAGCGGUUUUAGUGAGGAGGGAGGCUCUUCCAAAAGAAGAAGAGUCUGUAUCAAAGGGCUUGGUUCCUCAAGGAAAAGAAAGCAAGCCCUAGAGGAGGAAAGACAACACAAUCUACAAGGGCAGAAAGUUUUACUGGGAAGAGUAAUUGAUCCAGAGCUUGUUGGACACAAAGCAUUAGAGAAAUUAAUGAAAGUGCCCAAAUCUCAACAAUGGGAUCACCUAAUGGAAGGUCCUGCAGUGGUUUAUGAGAAUGAAGUAGCCGAUUUCUUUGUAAAUAUUCAGUAUACUGAUGACUACUCAUUGGUUUGCCAAGUUGAUGCAGUGGAGUUCACCCUCAAUGAAGAGCUGCUGGGGAAAAUUCUUGGUGUUCCAAUUCAUGGAGUAAGUAGACUGGAGGAAGGCGACAAAGCUACUGCGGACUUCAAGCUUUACCUAUUUAAAAGGGGACAACAUGUUACCACUGAGACCAUAUGUAAGAAACAAAUGAAGUCUCAUUAUCAGUUGCUCUUUGAGUUUGUGAACAAGGUCAUGCUUCCUCGGACUGAGAAAAGGUAUAUUUCUUCCAAGACGGACCUGGUCCUUAUGGAAACUUUGGAUGGUGGCCACUCGAUCAGUUUGCCUGGAAUAAUGUUGCAGCACAUGAUAAAGGUGGUGGAUGUCAAGGAUGGUAAGCAUGGUCUGCCCUAUGGCUUUCUCCUUACCAAAGUGUUUGAGCAUUUCAAAGUGCCUCUUGGUAAAGCCUCCAAAGGGACCAAGAAGCAAAUGUUCUCUAUGUCCACCCUGGAGGAGUGUGAAUGUGUCAUAAAGAAGGGAGGAGCAGGGACCACAUCCACUAUAUCCGGUCUGAUUGAAGCGAAUGAGAAAAUCUGGUUGAUGUUGAGGUUACAGGUUGAGAACACCCUGCUGAAGGCAGAGAUCACCAAACUGAAGUUAGAGGGACCUGGCCCCAGUGGUGAUACAACGAAUGAAUUUGUAGAGUUGCGAGAGGUUAAUUCUAGUCUCAUGAAGAAAGUUGCCGAGCUCCAGGAGAAAAUCAUGGCUAAUCACAAAGCCGCGGACGCUAGACUAGACAUGAUUUUCAAAUCUUUCAACACUGUCAGCUCUUCCAACCCUACCCAACCCUGA